Thelazia callipaeda (thelaziosis nematode) is the source of this 971-nucleotide messenger RNA. NCBI's taxonomy places the organism in Eukaryota, Metazoa, Nematoda, Chromadorea, Rhabditida, Thelaziidae. The record is from the annotation of a GenBank genome assembly.
AUGGCAAACUUGCAAAAGUUAUGCGAGCAAUUAGCUCCUUUAGAAAUCGCUUAUGCUGAUGUUCGCUUUUACGACGUGGAUGUAGAACAAACAGAACAGCAGUAUGAAGGAUUAAUGUCAUUGUUAAACAAAGAAUUACAUGACGAAAAAAUUUUAAAUGAAUCUGCUGCACAAUUGGCUGCAGAAUUUGAACUUCUUCAUAGUAAACUUAUAGAUACAUCAGUUUGCUAUGAACUUGACGAGAUAUUAAACUAUCAUUUGCCUUCAUUGCAAGCUCAAAUACAACUUCUUGAGGAUAAAAAUGAUGAUACAAAACGAAAUCGUAUCCAUGUUGAUCGUAAAUGUGAACCAACAGUUGAAUUACUCAAAAAACAAUUAAAACAAUUGUAUGUUCUCAUUAACGUAAAAUUGGAUACUGCAGCAAGAAUAGAAAAAGAUGAAAAAAUAGCAGCAUUAAAAAUGACAGUAGAAAAUUUACGCAGCAAAACAUGUGAUGAAGAAGAAUUGGUGAAACUCGAAGAACAAUUACAACAAUUUUCUGUUGAAGAUGAAAAUGUGCAGACAUUAGCAGCUGAUGUGAAAAAACUACGUGCAGAUAAGAAUGCACAAAUGGAAUAUUUGAAAGUGCUGAAUGACAAAUUUGAAAAAUUAAGAAUUCGUAUGAAAACAUUACAAAAAUGUAAGGAUGAUGCGCAUUCAGUCUCUACAAUUGAUGAAAAAUGUAAUGCAUUUGAAUCAGUAUAUAAUGAAGCAUGCGAAAUAUUACUAUCGAUAAAUGAGCUAAUUAAUGAAUCGACUGUACAUAAUAUCGAUCCAGUAUUUUUUGUAUCAGAAUAUGAACAUGUAAAAGAUUUCGCUAAGGAUUGCAAGGUAAAAAUGUUUUUAUUGAAUUUUAUUUUGAUAGUAAUUGAAAGAAAGAUGAGAAAAUAUAUCAUUAGUUAUAAUAUUUUAAUUUAUUGCAUUGUUUAAUU